AUGAAUUUUAUAUUGUUUAUUUUUGUAUCUGGGGUUUUUUCCUUACAGGACCUCAAUACAACUAAACAUGGUGGUGCUGAUGAGAUGUGGGCACCUAACACUAUAAAAGAAUAUAAACCAGGACCGGAAAUUAAGGAGAAUACUCCUGCUAAUGAGAAAAAUGGCAAUUAUUAUAAAGAUAUAAAACAAUAUGUGUUCACAACGCAAAAUCCAAAUGGCAGCCAGUCUGAAAUAUCUGUGAGAGCAACAACUGAUUUGCAAUUUGCUCUUAGAAACUAUAAACUCGUCAAUGAAACAACUGUGUCACCUAUUGGAAAAGGCACCAGUGAAGAAUUUCCAGCAGAAACCUCUGGAAAAUACAAUCAAAGACUAACCAAGGGUCCAAAUGAACCUGCAUUUUGGACAAUGUUAGCUAAAGCUUUAAAUGCAACACCAACAGCUGAGGAGAUUGAAGAAAGAGAUCAAUUAUUUCGCCCAAUUCCAAGGUCUGAUUGGAAUGCCACAAGUGAAGACACCCUGACCAAGCUACAGGAAAUCAAGUUAAAAUUAAUGCUGGGCAUCUCAUUGAUGACCCUCUUCCUUUUUGUUAUCCUCUUGGCAGUCUGUAGUGCCAUGCUGUACAAAGUGAAGACAAUUAAUUAUAAAAAUAGAUGUCAGACUGAAUACACCGUCAACCCAGAGCUGGCAACUCUGUCUUAUUUUCAUCCAUCAGAAGGCAUAUCAGACACAUCUUUCUCUAAGAGUGCUGAGAGCAGUACAUUUUGGGGCACCACUUCUUCAGAACUGAAAAAAACAGACACAGUGUCAAAAUCUAGAACAACGGACAUUGUUUCCACAGCCUCAGAUGAGACAGGCGGGAAUGAGGAGUCAGAUUUAAUUCAGAGUGAGGAGCCAAGUGAAGAAACACCCACUGAUGAAUAGACUUGAAGUUUUUGUCAGAAAAGAAGUUUCUUUGUGAUUUCACUAACCUCAUGAUUUGGGAACUGCUGAGAAACUUAAAUUUUCUGGUGUCCGAAAAGGAGGACAUAUUCAAUAAAAUUAUCUCAGCCAUAAAAAUUAUACAAUGGAAAAAAAUACAAGAAAAUAAUUUAAGGUGUGGAAAACUCAUUCAGUAAAAAUAAUCCUGGACAGUGA
This is a messenger RNA of Neogale vison (American mink), 1134 nucleotides long. RefSeq names its product equatorin (gene EQTN). Lineage: Eukaryota; Metazoa; Chordata; Mammalia; Carnivora; Mustelidae. Gene Ontology annotation, cellular component: plasma membrane. The transcript has 8 exons. The coding region runs from base 1 to 921 and encodes 306 amino acids. The record is from RefSeq and is a predicted model, not a curated record. Gene Ontology annotation, biological process: acrosomal vesicle exocytosis; endocytosis; fusion of sperm to egg plasma membrane involved in single fertilization.